Messenger RNA from Mobula hypostoma (lesser devil ray), 3197 nucleotides. RefSeq names its product EF-hand domain (C-terminal) containing 1 (gene efhc1). NCBI's taxonomy places the organism in Eukaryota, Metazoa, Chordata, Chondrichthyes, Myliobatiformes, Myliobatidae. The record is from RefSeq and is a predicted model, not a curated record. Gene Ontology annotation, cellular component: mitotic spindle; axoneme. Gene Ontology annotation, biological process: mitotic cytokinesis; cilium-dependent cell motility; mitotic spindle organization. Bases 45 to 2219 code for a protein of 724 amino acids. Gene Ontology annotation, molecular function: alpha-tubulin binding. The transcript is spliced from 10 exons.
UGACCGGAGGGAUCGGGGGCGACGCCCGUUGCUCCUGCGGGACCAUGUCGUGUUACCCAGUGCGGGGGCUGCCUCUGCUGCCGGGGAACGCUGUCCGCGACCCCACGCAAUGGAAAUUCCACCGGUCACAGACUUUCACCUACCGCAACGGGAUCGCUCUGCCGCUUGUGCCCAAAGUGGGAAUCGGCGGGAAGCCCAUCCCUGUGAAUAAGCUGUCCCAGUUGGAUGAGGAUGAACUGGCAAACAAGAAGCCCACCCUGACCUACGGACAGAGCCGGACAGCCCCUCUGUCCGACUUCAUCCCCGUGCACGUGGCCUUCGACAAGCAGGUGCUCAGCUUUGAUGGCUAUUUCAAGGAGACGGUGCGUGAGUCAGCAGACGAGCAUUUCCGGGUGCGGCGGAUCGUUUUGUACUACUACCUGGAGGAUGACAGCAUCGCCAUCUACGAGCCGCGGGUGGAUAACUCGGGGCUGCCUCAGGGCAAACUCAUCAGCCGGCAGCGGCUGCCCAAAGAUGACCAGGGCCGCACUUGGCAUUGGAAGGACCUCAAUGUGGCCAUGGACUUGGUGGCCUAUGGUCGGCGUUAUCGUCUCACUGGAUGCGACAAGUUCACCUGUGAUUUCAUGGUCAGCCAUGGCAUGGUCCCCAAUUGUUCAGAGAUGAUCCCGACGGACUCCUACACAGAGAAUCGUAAACCCCCACCUCGGCAGUUCGUCACCCCAUCUGACUUUGACAAGCUAAAGCAAUUCCUGACCUACGAUCGCAAGGUGCUGCGUUAUUUUGCGUACUGGGAUGACGGAGAGAACACGUCUGGGGAAUGCCACCAUUACGUCAUCCAUUACUUCCUUGCCGAUGGUACAGUGGAGAUUCGGGAGGUUUAUGAGAACAAUGACGGCCGAGAACCCUUUCCCAUGCUGCUGGGCAGGAAACGAUUACCCAAGACACUGCGACAGUCUCACGGCAGCUUCCCCUCCAUUUCGAUGGAAUUGACGGAGGAGGAGGUGAAGGAGUGGUUCGGGCCCAGGGAUUUUGUGGUAGGUCAGCCUGUCACUAUCCUCGGUCGACAAUUCUUCAUCUACGACUGUGACGAGUUCACCAGGGAAUAUUAUCAGCAGAACGUGCAUGGAGUCGACCUUCGCCCUGUCCAUGUGACCAGGCAACCACCUACAUCCGAAGACAAGUGGAUUCCUCCCUACAAUGGGUUUGGUUCGCUGGAGGAUUCGGUGCAGAACUGCCUAUCACUGAUCCCCAAGGUGCCUAAGAAAGAUCUCAUCAAACUGCUGGAGAAGGACAAGAUUGUCCUCCGCUACGAGGCCGGAAUGGAGUCCAGGUACCCAGAGGACAACGCCCGAAGGUUCAUCCUCAGCUUCCAUGUGGCCACAGAUACCAUCAGCAUCUUCGAACCACCACUCCGCAACUCUGGCAGAACCGGUGGGAAGAUCCUGUCGAAGAUCAGGAUUCCCAAACCAGGAAGCAAUGUGGAAAAGCCUGAAUUCUACACAGCCAGGGACCUGGCCAUCUCUUCAGUUGUGGAAGUCAUUGGCCACCGCUUUAUCAUCACGGACGCUGAUGAGUUUGUCUACAAAUACUUGGAAGAACAUGCUGCUGAGUUUCCAAGCGAGACGCUCGAGUCGUUCCGGCAGAAGGCACAGGAGAGGGUCGGCCGAGCAGCCCUACAGGCAAUGGAGCAAAAAGCUGGCUCUGCAAUGAUGAACAACUCAGAGUCAACGCCAGCCACUGCAGUUGUCGAUGAAUGCUCACCUGUACCUCCGGAAUGCAGGCAGCUACCCGACACCACAACACUGAGAAAUGGGUUCCAGGGAGACGUCUGUGAUCCUCAGCAGAGAGAUAUCCCAGUGCCCAACUACCAGGGAGAAAUUGGUGCACCCUUAGACACAGGAAACAUUGGUGUUCCUCAGCCAAUUAACGUCAGUGCAAGCAAGUACCAGGACAAGACUGAAAGACCCCUGUGUAGCCCUCAGCAGGGCGAUCCCCAUCUUUCCCAGAACCAGAACAGUACCCACACACCUCUGAAACAGAGCAUCGCCUGUUCCCCUACACUCCAGGGCUGUACCCCAACCACUCAGUAUCAGGGGGAGAUCUGUACCCAUGCUACAGAAAACCAUAAUGUUAGCUGUCCUCCCCAAGCCCAGGGCUGUCCCCCAACCCAUACACCACCCCAGAAGCCACCUGCUGACACCCAAACUAACAGUUGUUGAAGAGUUUUGUGAGAUGAGAAAAUAUUGCUGUGUAUUAUGGAAUAAAGUGAUGGAAUGAACACCUCCCAAGGCUGUUUCCCUCUCCGUAAAGCUCAGUAAUCUGCUGGGGGGAGGCAAACACUUCAGUGGACACAACGCCCCUCAACCUCCUCUAGUAACAACAUGGCCUAGGAGUGUACUGAAACAGGCCUUUUGGCCCAUCUCUCCCAUGCUGAUCCUUGCCCCAGUCUCACUCAUCUGGUUCAGGACUGUAGUUUGUACUUGUCAGACACAUUCACUCCUCACUAAUCCUCAUCAUACACAGCCCUGUCUUACGAAACUAAGCUAGCCAAUAAUAUUAAAGAGGUUACCAGCAGUGUCUUCAGGUAUAUAAGGUGUAAAAGACAGGCAAGAAUAGAUAUUGGAAAACAGUGCUGGAGAAAAACUUGGACAGAUACAUGGAUGAGAGGUGUAUGGAGGGAUAUGGUCCAGGUGCAGGUCAGUGGGACUAGGCAGAAAAAUGGUUCAGCACAGCCAAGAAGGGCCAAAAGGCCUGUUUCUGAGCCGUAAUGUUCUAUGGUUCUAGUAAUGGGGGACAAAAAAAUGGCAGAUGAGCUGAAUAAGUAUUUUGCAUCAGUCUUCACUGUGGAAGACACUAGCAGUAUGGCAGAAGUUUCAGGUGUUAGGGGUCAUGAUGUGCGUGAAGUUACCAAAACUAAGGUAAAUGUUCUUGAGAAACUGAAAGGUCUGAAGUCACCUGGACCAGAUGAUGCACUCCCCAGGGUUCUGAAAGAGGUGGCUGAAGAGAUUGUGGAGGUACUAGUAAUGAUCUUUCAAAAAUCACUAGAUUCUGGAAUAGUUCUGGAAGGCUGGAAAAUUGCAAAUGUCACUCCUCUCUUCAAGAAGGGAGAGGCAGAAGAAAGGAAACUAUUGGUCAGUUAGUCUUCCCUCAGUGGUUGGGGAGAUAUUGGAGUCGAUUAUUAAGCCCUUAAGACAUUU